UAUGUAGAGCGGUAUACCACAUAUCAGAGAGGCCAUUGGCCCCAUAUCCUGUUCUCUAACCUGGUAGCUGGGAGGUGCUGUAGGACGUUCUCCUGGUGCGCAUCGAAGACCAAACUGUCGUGCCUGCACCCCACAUGUUGUAUAUACGCAGUGUCGAACAUUCUGUGACAUUAAAACUCCUGGUAUACAGGACGGUCUACAGGUUUCACCGGGAUGCCAGGGUUCUAUAAUCUAUCUCACGCUCUGUGAACUGGGCGGUACUAUAGGAUGUUCCGUGUACAAGCAUCACAUGGCCGGCAAGUCCCUCUUCACCAUAUUUUGUAUCUCAUGUUCGUUGAACAGGACACAAGGAUGGGGACUGGCGAUGUGUGUAUCGACCUCAAUCACUGGACGUGUAAUUACAUCUGCGAUGACCAGGGCGUUUAGUAGAGAUAUAUCGCUUCGUGCUAUACAGGACCACGUCUCGAGACCAUCCAAAAAUUGUGGGUUUCAAGAUAUGAGAUAUGUUCAAAGGAUACGCGCCGGUCCAGAAUCGGGUGUCUAGACUCGAUCAUCACAUUCGUGGCUCCGCGCGCGAGAGAGAGCCAAUAUUGGCCGUUUGAGAAUUGCGACAGAUGAGUGCCAUUCGCACCUUCGGACUUCUUAACCCCUGGACCGCAAAUUACAUUUUGAGUACACUACACGCAGUGACGUUUCAGUAAAUGGCCAGGAAUCCAAUGCUUUACUCCGUGUGACGUUGUGUUGCUUGACCACAUGUGCUAGGGAUUAACCACAGAUUCGGUCGAGAGGUAAUUCAAAUGGGUAGGUAUGCGUCAGUCCUUCGGGUGGAUGGUGGACUCGUCAGCAGUGUCCACUUUGCGCUCGUUCUG
Messenger RNA from Periconia digitata, 869 nucleotides. The record is from the annotation of a GenBank genome assembly. NCBI's taxonomy places the organism in Eukaryota, Fungi, Ascomycota, Dothideomycetes, Pleosporales, Periconiaceae.